UAUUUUGAAUAAGAAUUGAACCGGAUGUUACGUAAUUUUGAGGUUGUGAUUCAGAUGGUGUGUCAGGGACGACAGAAGACGAUGUCAUGUUACGUCUUCGAGACAUUCCGGCUUCAAUAACAUGAGAAUAAACGCCACCUGGCCGUCAUGGACUCGUCGUUGUUCGAGAGCCGCCUGGAACUCGUGGCCCGAGAACGCAGCGGACAUACGGCGGUGGUGGAGGGCGACCAACUGUAUGUGUGGGGCGGCUACAUGUCUGUUGAUGACGAUGAAGUGUUCCUCCCCAGUGAUGAAUUCUGGGUGUAUGACCUGGUACAAGGCGCAUGGCAGGUGUUCCACAUGACAGGCGAAGUCCCGCCUUCCAUGUCAGGGAGCUGCAGCUGUUCCCUAAAUGGUCACAUGUACAUAUUUGGAGGUUGUGAUGACAACGGUCAGACCAAUCAGAUCUAUCGCGUGAAGCUGACGGGUGAUCAUUACACAUGGACCAAAGUUGUGCAUUGCGUCGGUUCCGCACCGUCGCCCCGAGACAAACUGUCCUGCUGGGUUCACAAAGGAAGGAUCAUCUACUUUGGAGGAUAUGGUCACAAAUUGGUGGAAGAGGUGGACAGAAGAAACAGGAGCUUCAUUGUAGAUGAUAUAUCGGAGGGUGUCAUGUGGGGAUGGAACAACGAAGUUCACAUAUUUGACCCCACGCAAUCCAGUUGGGGUCAACCUCAAACACACGGCCACGCUCCGGCCCCCCGAGCGGCUCAGGCCUGCGCCAUGCUCGGAAAUCGAGGCUACAUUUGUGGCGGGAGAGUUAAGGAAACCCGAAAAAAUGACAUUCACUGCUUGGACCUUGACUCUUGGAUGUGGUCAGAAAUAGUCCCUGUGUCCAGCGUUCCAGUGGGCAGGUCAUGGCAUUCGCUCACAGCGGCGUCGGACAGCAGCUUGUUUUUAUUUGGAGGUCUCAGUGUGGACUGCAAACCUAUGAGUGACGGUUGGCUCUUCGAUGUGGAGACAAAGACAUGGGAGGAAGUGGAGCAUCCCUUUAAGAACAAACCAAGGUUAUGGCACACGGCUUGUCCAGGCAAGGACUCUGAUGUCGUCGUGUUUGGCGGCAGCUGUGAUUACAUCCUCCUUGUUGACACUGGCCACUGCAAUGAUGCACUUGUCUUCCAGAUGGCGCCAUACCCACUCUUCAGAAUUUGCGAGGACUACAUAGCAAAGAACGCACGCGAGUAUGACGCGCUCCGAAAGCAGCUUCCACUUCUUCCUCCCAAACUCUGCGCAUCAGUGAGGAGGAGAAUGUCUUUCUACAGGCCUUCAAAGAAACAACACACGCAAGUUUUCUGAAUGCCAACAACAAUACAGUUUAUUAUUACGAUAGCUUUUUUUUUUUAAUUGAAGUGAAUGGGAGAGGAAAUUUGUCUUGUGUACAAAUACAUGUCAAGAAUUAUAUUUUGUAUUAUUGCACAAAUGUGAAAUGAUCUCAUGCUGGCUGCCUGCUGUUAUGAUGAUGAUGAUUAAAUGGCACGUGAAAAUACGGUCGAGUCACACUUUACAUUUUUGGAAGAAGCUCACUACCUGCGUUCUGGUGGAAACUCACCGGUUGUUAAUUAGGGCUGAGGCAAAUGAGGUGCUCAAUGCAAAGAAAGAAGAAUUAAAGGGGGAAAAAACAUGUGGAAAUAGAGGAAUAACAUUGGGG
Hippocampus zosterae (dwarf seahorse) is the source of this 1687-nucleotide messenger RNA. RefSeq names its product kelch domain-containing protein 1-like. The record is from RefSeq and is a predicted model, not a curated record. NCBI's taxonomy places the organism in Eukaryota, Metazoa, Chordata, Actinopteri, Syngnathiformes, Syngnathidae. Gene Ontology annotation, molecular function: protein binding. The coding region runs from base 148 to 1335 and encodes 395 amino acids. The transcript has 13 exons.